Molecule: messenger RNA, 1473 nt
Organism: Guillardia theta CCMP2712
Lineage: Eukaryota; Cryptophyceae; Pyrenomonadales; Geminigeraceae
Exons: 13
Coding region: 1-1473 (490 amino acids)
Source: RefSeq, a predicted model, not a curated record
AUGGGCGUCGACGGAGUGUCGACGGAGUAUGGCGAUGGCAAGUUGAGCGCUGGGGGGAUGGAUGAAAGACUGGCAGCGCUGCUGAGGAGGAGGAGAGUACAGGUGGAUGAGAAUGAAGAUGACGGUUAUGAUGUAGUUGAUUUCGAGCCACCAUCGACGAAGGUUUGCAGCGUCGACAUAGAUGAGGAUGAGCCUGUCAACCAUUCCAUUCCCUUGGAGUACUCGAGUGUGAAUCAAACAAAUGCCUGGGAAGAGUCGAAAGACCUUGCUGCACCAGUUGAUACCAGCCUUCACGAUCGAUUCAACCAAUACGACGUCUCUGAGCGCGGCAAUGGGUCUUUCCUCAGGGAAUCAACGGAAAGUGAUUUGAAGGUCGCAGACCAAGCUUUCGAUGAUGCUCCGGCCAUAGUCCAGGAUCCUUACUAUUCCAUCUCGGAAGUGGAAGAAUGGGACAGAAAGCAAACCGAAAACGAUCUUGCAUUUUCUGAUCCUUCACCCACGAGCCCGAAUGUGUUCCGAUCGAUCUCUCCGACGUCAGACCAGGAACAUCAGGACCAAGAGGCACAGUAUGAGAACAGUUGGACCAAGAAAUCGAACGAGAUUUUGGCCGUGGACGUGAGCUCGAAUCGAACUGUUCCGAUCAAGAUAGUUGGCGUGGGCGCCGCGUCGUCCGAUAGAGACUGGAGACAGGGUUUACUGUCUGUGGGCAAACCUCCUAGCCAUUCUAACACGGGAAAUGGAGACGAUUUUGCUGGCUAUAUGAGCUUGCCACCAGGAUCUCCACUGAAGCCAUCUUCUCCGCAAUCAAGCAGUGUUACAAAAGCUAACACUUCGACCAUGCAUCAAAAGCAUCGUGAAAAUGAGUGGACAAACUCCAUGUCGUCGCCGUCCCUUCAUUCUGCUACUUCUCAAUCCUCGCAUGAAUCGCCACCGAAACGAGGAAAUGUUGAAUCAAAGACCAAAGUUCUCAAAGACGUCAAGAAGAAGGCAAGACAGCAGAGAGCACGCAUCGACAUGAUCAAAUGUGGGAUCGUUCCAGCUCUUGCCUACGUCCUCCGGGACAUGGAUACAAUCCCAGCUUCAGUUGUUGCCUUGCAAUGCUUCGUUGUUGACAAAGAGAUCAUGGAGGCUCUCUUUUGGAGCGACGAACCUGAUUCUUACUCGCUCCUGCUCAAGUCGGAGUUGUUGCGGUGCAGCGUGAUUGAAAAGCUUGUGGCCAUCAUCUGCUGGGACUGGGUGAAUGACAAACUGAAAGGAGAAAUCGCCCUGAUCCUCAAGAUGGCGUCCAAGUCAGGGGAGAUGGCGGACAUCAUCAUCCAGCAAGAGGGCGCUUUACUUGCCAUGACCGGCCUGUUAGACAGCCCUCAGGAGCGAUGUGCAGCUCUCGCCGCCUCGGCCCUUGCUAACGUCUCCUACUACUGCACGUCGGGCCCAAGGAGGAUGGCUCGGUUCCAGAUCUUGUGCGCAAUAUGA